AUGCCAAAAUCUAAACAGAACAAGCUGCAACAUUUGAAGAAAGCUGCGAUUGAGCGACAACUGCGUGAAAGACUGGAGCUUCAGAGACAACACGCUGAGCAGAUGAGGUACAAAGCCAUGCGUCAGCAGGCAGAGAAAGAGGAAGAAGAUGAGUUCAGAAGACAGAUGUUGGCCAAAUUUGCGGAGGAUGACCGAAUAGAGCAGAUGAAUGCUCAGAAACGUCGCAUGAAGCAGUUAGAACACAAGCGUGCUGUAGAACAGUUGAUUGAGGACAGAAGGAAGCAGUUCUCAGCAGACAGAGAAAAGGAAUUGGAAGAGCGCAGGUUGGAGGAACAGAUGGAGGCAUUCCGCAAACAGAUCAUCGAGGAGGAGAGACAGAAGUUGUUGCGAGAGCAUGCCAUACGUUUACUGGGCUACCUGCCAAAGGGUGUCAUCAGAGAUACAGGUGACUUGGCCAUGCUGGGCUCAGAUUUCCAGGAGCAGUACAAGAAACGCCAGAUUGACCCAUUUGAUGAUGAGGCAUGGGAGGCUGGGGCAGGGUCUCAGUCUAGGAAGUAGACCUUUCAUUUCUUGAUUUCUGUUAGUCUGUGAUCUGGAACAUUCCUCAGCUGUCAUGACGUUGGGACUAAAUUGUUACAGAUAUAGCACCAGUUCUAGUUACAAGAUGUAAUGUCUUUGGAUAUCUGGCAUGUUCAAUGUGACUUUAGCUUGCCCUAUGAUAGGGAUGUGCAUGAUAUUGGUCUGUGAAGAGUAUGGAAAAGAUUUAUACACAGGGAAAUUUGUUUUUAUACUGCUACCCGUCCAAGAGAUAUACAGCCAGAUUUGUAUUGGAUCCCAAAUGAAUAUUUAUACAGUUGUAAAUAAAUUGUUUAUUUUGACUCGUAUUGGUGGGUAAAAUUGAUCAGAUAUUUGCUCCGUGAAAAAAAAAUCCUUUAAUGAUUGUCCAGUAAGCAUUGUAUAUUUUGUAUAAAA
This is a messenger RNA of Lingula anatina, 972 nucleotides long. RefSeq names its product meiosis-specific nuclear structural protein 1. Gene Ontology annotation, cellular component: motile cilium. The record is from RefSeq and is a predicted model, not a curated record. Gene Ontology annotation, biological process: cilium organization. Lineage: Eukaryota; Metazoa; Brachiopoda; Lingulata; Lingulida; Lingulidae.